AUAAAAACUACGCCGUUUGACAUACAUCGACGUAACACUCGUGCUAUAAAUCGUCGGUGCUACCCACAGACAGUUCUUUGGUGAUACGGAAUAACCUAGUUGCGGUAGACGCCAUAAUUUUUUCUAUACUGAGUAUAAACCGACGUUUUUCAUUUUCUUGCCGGGUGGUUAAACAUGGUGGCUAGCUGGCUAAUUGUAGUCAUUUCCGAAAACUAGCUCUGCUCCACAAUGCACGUCAUCUCUGCCCCUCAAUAUGUCGGUUACUGGGCACCGCUACCACUCCUGCUCCCUGCAUAGAGGGAUGGGGAUAACAGAUUAGAGAUGGUUUGUGUGAAUCGCCGAUGUGGUAGGAAAGCAAAGAACAGCGAUACAUGAAGCAAUACCAGGGGAUUUCAGCAGUGGACGACAAGAAGGAACACGCGGAAAGAGACUGGAACAUGACCCAGGUGAGAAGGGCUCUGCUGGAGGCGAGCUGCCCACUGGGAGAAAUGCUUUGACCCUGUCCAGACCAGCUUGGACCAGGACACAGAGUAUAUCUGAUCCUGAGAUAAUCGGGCCUCUCCAGCUCUGGAGAAUCCACGCUCUGUCUUGCACUGAUAUCUUGAGAUGUGUUUUGUCAGACUGCUGAACUGACUUCCCCUAAUCUUUUCUCAUCCAAUUCCCCCUCUUCCUCUCCCGUCUCCCUCUCCAACUUCCCACGGUUCAUUUCUUGUCAUUUGAACUCCCACCUCCUUUCCCAGUUCCCCCUUAACGUGGUAUUUUCUCAGUUAGGAAAGCCACAACUUAGCUCCUCCUGUCUCCUCCCUUCUCCACAUCUUGUCCUCCCUCUUUCGAUUCUCCUUCUCCUGCUCUGUUACUUAUUUGGUCCCGUCUGUGCUGUUAUUAGUCUGAUACUAUCACUACUUCCCACGUGUAUAUGUUUAUAUUCCUCGUUGAGCCAGCCCUUUGUGCCCCACCCGCCCUCACGCCUUAGCUCGCCCUCUGCACCAUGUUCUGUUUCGGCCGGCCUCUCGACUCCCCCUGCACCCUAGCCCUUCUGGUCGGUUUCCAGUUUGCCUUCGUAGUUUACUUUUCUCUUGGAGGAUUCCGGGGCCUGGUCUCGGUCCUGGUUCACUCUGCUGAUUCCGAGUUUGACUAUGCGCACCCCCACGAUGUCUACACCAACCUCAGCCAUCUGGGGGCACUGCUGCCCGCCCACACUGGUGCCCCCGGGAAGGGAGAGCAACUGAAGGACUGCCACUUACCGUCUCCUCUUCUAGUCGGCCCGGUGUCUGUGCGCCUGUCCUCUCCCCUCUCCUUGGAAGAGAUUCAGGAAAAGAACCCCCUGGUGACCCUAGGGGGCCGGUACCGCCCCCCUGACUGUGAGCCCCGCCACCAUACCGCCAUUGUGGUGCCUUACCGCAAUAGGCAGGCACAUCUGCGCUCUCUGCUCUACCACCUCCACCCCUUCCUGCAGAGGCAACAGCUGCAUUACAGCAUCUACAUCGUACACCAGAUGGGAAACUCAACCUUUAACCGCGCCAAGCUGCUAAACGUGGGAGUACGGGAGGCUCUGCGAGAGGAGGACUGGAGCUGCCUGUUUCUCCAUGAUGUGGACCUUCUCCCGGAGAAUGACCACAACAGCUACACCUGCCACCCCAAGUACCCCACGCACCUGUCUGUGGCCAUGGACAAGUUCCAUUACAGGUUGCCAUACUCCCAGUAUUUCGGAGGGGUGUCUGCAGUGACCCCUGAUCAGUACCUCAGGAUGAACGGCUUCCCCAACCAAUACUGGGGCUGGGGCGGGGAGGACGAUGACAUCGCCACCAGGGUGCGUCUGUCCGGGAUGAAGAUGGUCCGGCCCUCUGUGUCAGUGGGCCACUACAAAAUGAUCAAACACAAAGGUGAUAAGGGUAACGAGCAGAACCCACGCAGGUUUGACCUGCUGAAGCGGACCAGAAUAAACUGGCGCUCCGAUGGUCUCAACUCCCUCACCUAUGAACUGCUAUCCAAGCAGCUAGAACCUCUGUACACCAACCUGUCUGUCAACAUUGGGGAGGACCCUCACCAUCCCCUCAAGAAGGGUCCACCUCCAAGAAAAAUAACUCCGCCUCCAACCAAACUAACAGAAAAGGCUGUGCCCACAGACAGCGCUCAAAAAACACAUCGUGCCCAUGGGGAAUGGGCCAAUAAGACCACUGGGGAGAGGGGGGUGGUAAAAUAGAGGCUGCCUGGGACUGAGAAAAAAGAUGCUGUUAUGCUGUGAACUCCACCUCCGUCUCCUGACUAUAACUUGCAGUUAUCCUGUGUGUUUAACUCAUGAAGACAUGGCAAAGAGUACUGAACAAAAAAAGGUUUUUUUUAUUUAUUAAUUAAUUUUAUUUUUUUGUCCAGCCUCUUUUUCACCUAUUUGUACACAGGAAUGGAAGGAUGUUGAAAUUAACUACACCAAGUGGUAAUUGCAACACCAACUACACCAAUUCUCCCAGGGAAAUUGCUGGAAAUGAACAAGUCAACAUUAGAACAGUUCAAAUGGGUGGUGUGGUGCUGGAAUGCGAGGUAAAAAGUACUGUCUACUUUUUUUUGUCUUGUCUGUGGUUAUUGGAUUUGACCUUUACCCUGAAGAGGAAGACUCAUUGUUAUCCAGAGGUACCAUAUGGAAACAGACACUCUUUUACCGGUGCAAGUCUUCUGUUUUCCUCCAACAAAGCUGCUGCCAAAAUUUGCUGUUUACCCCCAAAAUGUGGGUUUGUGUUUCUGUGCCUUUUUUCUCGUAGAUGUACAAUUUAUAUUUGUGUGCAUCGGUUUGUUAGCUCUUUAUAAAUAAUUUCUCAGAUAUGUAUUGAUAUUGAUAUAUUUUUUUGCUGUUUUCUUGCAAAAUAUUCCCGAAGCAUACAAUGUGUGGUGUUUCAGUGGACUGUGAUUUUAUUUUAGUUAGAGACAAUCAGAAUAUUCAAAGAAGUAGAUGAUUAAGCAAUCAAUGAAAGUGAUUUGAAUUUAGAACUUAGAAACAACCUUGUACAAAUCAAGUUUUAGAAUACAUGGUUAUUGCAAUGCUGGAAUGCUGUCAUUUCAUAUACAGUAGGUCUUCUGAUUAGCUGUGUAGAUAACUGAAGAAAUGUAGUAGUUGUUUUUAAUAUAAUAAUCUGGGGGGAUUUUUAUUAUGACAUACGAUACAUGCCCAGUUCUCUUGAGUUAUUCUCACCAGUACACUGAUCCUUUGCUUUUGAACAGAUUCCAUUACAAAAAAGCCACCUUAUUGAAGUUCCAUCAUCAGAACAAAUUAUGGAGGGAGCCACAUUCUGCAUUGUUGAGGGACAUAUUGAGACGAUGCUAUACUGUGAUGUUAAACAGUGAAAUCUGUGAAAAAUCUAAUAACUGGACAAGUUUAUACAUUGAACAUACUUGACAGUUUUAGUCAUUAUUUGUUUGAAGUACUGUACUUGCAUAUCCAUUUUGCAUAUCCAUUUUGGAAAUAUUUGUGUUUUUGCUUUGAGUUGCACAAGACUUCACUAUACCGGUAUAAUGUUUAUGUUAAAAUUAUGGUUGUAUGGGUUUGUUUUUGUAAAGAGAAAUCGUCAUGCUCAAUCUUUAUGUGCCUCUCAUGUGACAGGAUUGUUGUAGAGUGAUGUGAACUCUAAAAUGGGUUGAGCUAUAAUAAUAAUAAUAAUAAUACAUUUUAUUUAAAGCGCCUUUCGCGUCACCCAAGGACACGGUACAGUAGUGGCAAGUGGCAGUCAUAAAACAACAUAUAGGGACAGACACUGUACACUUAUUAAAAGACACAAAAAUGUAGACAAUAAAAUGAAGUAUAUAAAACAACAAACAACAAUAGGAUGGGACAUGGCGAGAGUGAGAUGGAGGGGUCAGUUAGGAGUAGGGAGGAAAAGCAAGAGUGAAAAGGUGAGUUUUGAGCUUGGAUUUGAAGGUGGACAGUGAGGUGAUUUUCCGUAGUGCAAGUGGGAGGGAGUUCCAGAGUUUGGGGCCAGCUACACUAAACGCCCUGUCACCCAUAGAACAGAGAUGUGCAGUGGGGGUGAGCAGGAGGUGGGUAUUUGUGGAGCGUAGGGUGCGGGUUGGUUGGUAUGGGGUCAGGAGGUUUGAAAGAUAAGAGGGUGCAAGAUUAUGUUGGGCUUUGAAAACAAGUAGAAUGAUUUUGAAUUGAAUACAGUAUUGCACAGGGAGCCAGUGUAGUUGAUGGAGGAUGGGAGUGAUGUGUUGCCAGGGCCUAGUGCGGGUGAGAACUCUUGCAGCGGAAUUUUGAAUGUAUUGGAGUCUGUUUAAUCUCUUUGCUGAGAUACCAAAGAGAAGGGCGUUACAGUAAUCAAGUCUGGAGGUUAUGAAUGCAUGGAUGAGAGUCUCAGCAGCGGUGGGGUUAAGUGAGGGGCGGAGUUUGGAAAUGUUUUUGAGGUGGAAGAAAGCUGUUUUGGUGAUGUUUUUUAUGUGAGUGUCAAAUGAGAGGGUAGACUCAAUAAUGACACCAAGGUUUUUAACUUCAGAGGUAGUGGUAGUGAAAUAACCGGGGAUGGAUAAAUGUGAUAGUUUGAGUUUUUUUCAAUACAAUUGAUAUCAUGUGGUACCAAUUAAAUAUUGCUUUGGAAGUUUUUAAGGACAGAAAACUUGUUAUGAUUGAGUUUGAGUUUGUGGCCCACAACACAUGGAAGUUCCUCCCAUUUUGGGAUGAAUUAAACCACUCUGCCAUCAUCAGUGUUCCGUUCAAAAUAAAAUGAGAAUUGCCCAGUUUAGGUUUUAAACUUCAUCAUUAAAGAUGGGUUAUGCUCUACUACACUUGUUGGAAAUAUAUAUCUAGAAAUCUACUGAGUAUGCUAAGAGUAGUGAAACAAUGUUUAUUUUUUGAUUCUGUGUUUGAUUGUAGAUCUCAUGACUUUUGUUUGAGAUAGGGUGUAAAUUCUAUAGAAUAACAAAUUAAGCUAAGAAAAUAAUGCUGACCAUGUGGAUUGUUUUAAUAAUGCCAAGACGGAAAUUUGGCCUUAACUUCUGAAUGACCGUUUCAAUCAUCAACAACCCUCUUGAUGAGUCCUCACAUGUAAUAAUGCUGCAUAUGUGAUUUAUGUCAGGCCAAAUUAAAAAUUAUUUUAAAUGAUGAAGCUUUUUGCUGUGCUGUUUCAUGUAAAGUCUCAUUCUGCCAAUUCUUCGGCAAGUUGAAGGAACAGGUUAGUGACAUUACAAAUCAGGUGUAUAAAGAUCGAGUCCAUGGUAGAUAACCUAUUGCUGUGUAACUUUCUUGGGGAACAAAUUUUCAAAUGUAAAGAAAAUGUAUCCUUAUCAGAUUUGUUCAGGACAGUGUCAUCAGUGUUGGAUUAGCGCCCCUUUCUGCACUUUGACUUCACAUUUGGUGAAUCAACAUUUUUGGUCAGGGCUUGUGUGUGAUCCAUCAAAUAAAUGUCUGGUCCCUAGGAUGCCUUAACUUUAAAGAGCUGAAUAUUUACACUUUAGCUGCAUCCCUGUUAAGUUGAAAGUAUUCUGUAUUAUAAAUUAAACAACUGAAGAUACCUCCAACCCUGUUAAGUGGAGUAUAUGCUGUAUUACAAAUUAAACUGAAGAACAAGAUAGAAUAAUAUAUAAUUUUGUUACUUUAAAGUGUGAUUCGGGAGAGACCAGACCUCUUCCUAAAUGCUAUGUAUUAAAAAUGAAAUAAUGGAGACAUGGAAAAUAACCAAUUCAGUUAGAAGGACAAGAAAAUCCCAUUAUUUCAGUUGACUAUAAUAUUUCACCCAGUUCAAUUUGUGAGGUCACUUUCUAUUUAAUGCUCUUAAUGCGCUAGUCUAUUUAUAAGCCAAUAUUUAUAUAUCAACCAAAAGUCUUAAGGAAAAGGCAAAAUAUAACACCCAUUAGAACUGUUAAGUAUUCAGUUUAGAUAUAUUUAGAUAUAUCUAAUAUGUUUCUAUAUUUAGAAAAUCAGGUCAUUUUCCUCUUAAGUUAAUUUUGUGGCCAGAUGAAAUGUAAUUUAGCCAAUGUUUAUUGUCAUAAGGCAUAUUCAGUUUCUCAUGUGAAUGUGCAAACCUCAGAGUAUUCUGCUUUAGAGUCUUAUUUUAUGUUGAAACAUACAAAUAAAAUGUAUUUUAACAGCU
Messenger RNA from Conger conger (European conger), 6071 nucleotides. It is a transcript of the gene b4galt3, whose product is annotated as UDP-Gal:betaGlcNAc beta 1,4- galactosyltransferase, polypeptide 3. Gene Ontology annotation, molecular function: glycosyltransferase activity. Gene Ontology annotation, biological process: carbohydrate metabolic process; galactosylceramide biosynthetic process. The record is from RefSeq and is a predicted model, not a curated record. NCBI's taxonomy places the organism in Eukaryota, Metazoa, Chordata, Actinopteri, Anguilliformes, Congridae. The transcript has 8 exons. The coding region runs from base 989 to 2203 and encodes 404 amino acids.